GUUAAUAUUUUUAAAGGAACGAAUUAACUAGUGGAAAAACAAAAAUAAUGCGACCUAACCUAAGAUUAAUAAUAAAAACAAGUAUUGGUGUAUUAUUUUUAUUUUUCUACUGCGAAUUCUUAGUUUUUUAUAUAGUUCAGUUCAGUUGUUCCUGGCCAGAGUUAAGCAAAGAUAAUGAAGAUAAGUCAAUUGAAGGAUCAUAUGAGAAUCCAGUCAAAGUUAUGGUUAUAUCCGAUACACAUUUGCUCGGCUCUAGAAAGGGUCAUUGGUUUGAUAAGCUGCGAAGGGAGUGGCAAAUGUACAGAGCAUUCCAGACAGCCAUGACAUUGCAUUCACCUGAUUUAGUAUUUGUUCUUGGAGAUCUUACAGAUGAAGGAUUGUACUGUAGUAGUACUGAAUUCGAAAAUUAUGUCCAAAGAUUUUAUAACAUAUUUUCAGUUCCGGAAAGUACUAAGUUGUAUGUCGCUGUUGGGAAUCAUGACAUUGGGUUCCACUACGGUGUUAGUCCUUAUCUCAAUCAGAGAUUCGUAUCUGCUUUCAAUUCUCCAGCUGUCCAGCUCAUUACAGUACGAGGAAAUCACUUUGUUUUAGUGAAUAGCAUGGCUUUGGAAGGAGAUGGCUGUUUUCUGUGUAAACCUGCAGAACAACAGUUAACUAAAAUCGAAAAAAUUCUUCAGUGUACCAAAGGCACUUAUACAGAAAAAUGUGGUCCAAAAAUGAAGUUAGACAUAUAUAGCAGGCCAAUUUUGAUGCAACACUAUCCACUGUAUCGGCAGUCAGAUAUGGAAUGUAAUGAUUUUGAUUCUGCGCCAUUUCCUAUAAAGCAAGAAAUAUUUCGGGAACGGUGGGAAUGCCUCAGCCAAGAAGCUACUUUACAGCUUCUUAAGCAGGUGAAACCACGACUGGCUUUAUCUGGUCAUACUCACCAUGGUUGUACUAGGCCACUUCCUGUUGGAGACGGGUUAGAAAUUACCAUUCCUAGUUUCAGCUGGAGAAAUAAAGACAACCCGAAUUAUUUGUUGGCAGUUUUUACUCCCAACAACUAUGCGUAUACAAAAUGCGAGCUACCAAAAGAAUCUUCAGUCAUCAUCCUUUACGUUUUUGGAAUAACAGUUUUUAUUUUCUGGUUGGUAUACUCACUAAUGUGCAGAAGUAGGCGUAUAAAUAUUUCCAAUAAAUAUCUCUGACGUCGUUCAACAUUUUGGUGAACUAAUUAUGAUUCAAUCAGGGGCAAAACUGGUUUCUUUUCAGACAUUAUAUCGAUGGCGAAAUGUGGAUACAUACCGUUUUUUUUAAUUUUUUGUGGCUCAUUCAAAGCCUCAAUUCUUUUUUUAGUUUAUGAAUGAAGGCGGAGUACUUGAAAA
This is a messenger RNA of Leptinotarsa decemlineata (Colorado potato beetle), 1364 nucleotides long. RefSeq names its product Per1-like protein PGAP5 (gene PGAP5). Lineage: Eukaryota; Metazoa; Arthropoda; Insecta; Coleoptera; Chrysomelidae. The record is from RefSeq and is a predicted model, not a curated record. Gene Ontology annotation, molecular function: hydrolase activity. Gene Ontology annotation, biological process: GPI anchor biosynthetic process.